Messenger RNA from Tetranychus urticae (two-spotted spider mite), 3041 nucleotides. It is a transcript of the gene Ent3, whose product is annotated as equilibrative nucleoside transporter 3. Gene Ontology annotation, biological process: nucleoside transmembrane transport. Gene Ontology annotation, cellular component: plasma membrane. NCBI's taxonomy places the organism in Eukaryota, Metazoa, Arthropoda, Arachnida, Trombidiformes, Tetranychidae. Gene Ontology annotation, molecular function: nucleoside transmembrane transporter activity; monoamine transmembrane transporter activity. The record is from RefSeq and is a predicted model, not a curated record.
UUAACAUAAUGAGUGAGAAUAUGAUGAGGAGGUAAACACAUCGUUUUUGUUUAUGUUUAUGCUUAUAAUGACACAAUGAUGAUUGUCAAAUUUAACUGUGACAAUGGUUAUAAUACAAUUGUGCAACGUCAGCCGUUAUCAUUAUUAUUGUUUUUAUCAUCAACCAAAAGUAAUCAUAGAAGCCACUUGAGAAGAAGAUAGAUUUGAAUUUAUUAUUUGGUCAUCAAGAUGAACAAUUUAGCCAUAAACUAGUUUUAUUUAUCACAUUAAAACAGUGAAAAUGAGUUGUGGGCACCUGUUACUCGCAAAAGGUAAAUGGAAAGCACCAAAGUUCCGUUACAUGCGAAAAUCAAGAAAACAAACAUUACCAGCCUCUGUGACUUCUUCACCAUCAGUUGACGGUUCCUCUGGACCUUCAAGGCGUACAGACAAACCUCGAUUAAAGAAUAUCAUUUCAGAAGAAGAUACAGCAGAUGAUGAAGCUUGCUUACAGUCAUCCCCUGGUCCAAGAUUAUGUUAUCAUCUAUUAUCAUCUUCUGAUCAUCAAACUCUAUCUUCAUCAUCAGCUUUCCUAAAUGGAAAUCAUCAACACUCUUAUCCCACCGAUACAAACAUUACCUCUAACAUUGAUGGAACAAGAGCUUACCCAUCUUCAUCCCCGUGCUCCUCACCUCCUGUCGAUGUUUAUAAUGGAGUUUAUUUCGGCUUAUUACUGGCCGGUGUGGGUUUUCUUCUUCCUUACAAUUCUUUUGUAAUUGCUGUUGACUAUUUUCAAGAUCAUUUUCCGGGAACACCAAUUAUGUUUGACAUUUCAUUUGUUUAUAUUCUUUCUGCUUGUUUAGCGGUUUGCAUUAACAAUCUUUUGGUUGAACUUGUACCACUCUUUUGGCGAAUCAAUUUCGGUUACAUUCUUUCAUUUGGAACACUCACAGCGGUUGCAACUUUUGAAAUCGCCUUUUGCCCCUUCACCCAAGCCACGGCAUACUCAUUGAUUCUUUCUGCUGUCGGUGUCAUAGCCUUUGGAUGCACAAUUCAACAGUCUUCUUUUUAUGGUUACACUUCGAUGUUACCCACUCGUUAUACUCAGGCAGUUAUGACAGGAGAAUCGGCAGCUGGACUGAUUGUAUCAAUAAAUCGUAUUGUAACAAAGCUCGUAUUUUCUGAUGAACGCGUAAAUACUCUCUUAUUUUUUGGUCUAUCUAUUGUACUGAUUGGUUGUUGCAUUUUUAUACAUAAUUAUCUACAAAAGACCGCAUUUGUUCGAUAUUAUCUCACUCUUUGCUCUAAAACACGGUCGAAAUCAAAAGAAGCUCAUAAAAGAUCUAAUAUAUUAGAGGUGGAAUCAGAAAGAACAAAAGAUUUGAUUGAAGGAGGCCAUCGUGGUCACUCUGAAGGAUUAUCAUUGGUUGACUAUUUAGAAACCGACCAAAGAAGUAUAACCGAACGAUCAAUUCUUGGCCCAACCUCUUUGGUUCCGUUAGGAUCGCCAAUAAUGUCUGAUGGUGAUUACAAUAAAAAGCGUUGGGUUGCACAUUCAGAUUCAACUGAAUUUGAUAUGCCCUUUGGUAUUGAUGAAGAAGACUUGGCAAAUUAUGUUCCACCUGUGUUACCUGAACCAUCUUGGAAACGAGAAGCAAAAACGUCGACAACUUCUGUCAAUACAACACCGGCUUCCAUUUCAAAAAAGAGUGUCCUCUCAACUUUUAGUGAUAGAAAAAAAUGGAAAUCAGGAUUAAAUGAUCUCAGUGAUCCAAUCAGUUGGAACUCGGAUGGUGAUUUGAUUGAAGAAAUUAUUGAUGAUGAUACCAAACUUGAAGUUACCCCACCAACACUCUCAUCAGUUACAUUCAAAGAAACUUCUUCUGGUUUGUUUAAUUUUCAUCAUCAUUCAUGCUGCAAUAGUUACAAUUGGAAAGCAUGGCGUAAACGUUUAAUCACUGGAAUCCAAGUACGCUUCAAAAUCAGCCAAUUAAUUUGGCCUUACAUGGUUUCCAUUUGUAUGGCCUAUUUAGUAACUCUAUCACUUUUUCCCGGAAUUGAAUCUGAAAUAAUAAAUUGCUCUCUCGAAACAUGGAUGCCAGUGAUAUUGAUGGCAACUUUUAAUCUAACCGAUUUUAUUGGUAAAAUUGUGGCAUCCUUUGCUUACUAUCUCAAACCUAUUCAUCUCAUAAUCAUCUCUUCCAUACGUUUCCUCCUCAUCCCAUGUUUGGCCCUAUGUGCUGCUCCACGAUCAGCACCUUUUUUUCGGUCAAUCAUUUGGCCAUUAUUUUUCUCAUCACUCCUUGGAUUUACAAAUGGUAUCGUUGGAUCAUUACCUAUGAUACUUGCUCCAUCAAAAGUUAGUUAUAAAUUGAAAGAGCUUACUGGAAACCUGAUGACUCUUUCCUACUCAUUGGGUCUUACAACUGGGUCCGCUGCAGCUUACCUACUUGAUUACCUUCUUGGGCCAUCCUUUCAAAAUCCAGCUUCCGUACUUUGUGCUCAAGAAAAUCAAUUCAAGUUCAAUAACAACACAGUCUCAAAUUUUGUUAAAUAACAUUUCAUUGUUUGCCCAUUGAUGUGUUCCAUAUUGUCAUCCUCAUACUUCCAUUGUACAGAUGUAUACAUAUUUUCAUAGUUUUUCCUGUCUUUGUCAGUGUAAAUAUGAUCUUAAACUUCGGGAAGAACAUUCAGGACAUCCAAUAAUCAUUUCAUUCCACAAACGUCAACUUUCUGCUGUGAUUUAAAUGCAAUUACUAAUACAACCAUUAUUAAUUCAUUUUGAUGAUGCAAAGAGCUAAAAGAAUCAGAAUAUGGUAAUCCGGCAAAAUACGGUGUAUUAUCAAUUAUUGAUCAAAUAUUGAAUAUUUUCAAAAUUCUGUUGUUUAUUACAUUUUUCUGUAAAUUUAAUUCUUCAAAUCUUCCAAUCAAAUUGAAAAUUGUCAUCUUAUUCUUCCAAUUGUACAGAACAAUUAUUUAAGUUCAAGUUCAUGAGAAAAUUGUUUUUUUUGUGACAAAUGUGUUCAAAAAAUCUCACCCGUAAUAAUAAUUUCAAUUGUCUA